Nicotiana attenuata is the source of this 1419-nucleotide messenger RNA. RefSeq names its product probable polygalacturonase At3g15720. Gene Ontology annotation, biological process: carbohydrate metabolic process. The record is from RefSeq and is a predicted model, not a curated record. Gene Ontology annotation, molecular function: polygalacturonase activity. Lineage: Eukaryota; Viridiplantae; Streptophyta; Magnoliopsida; Solanales; Solanaceae. The transcript has 10 exons. The coding region runs from base 56 to 1255 and encodes 399 amino acids.
AAAAAAGGGAAAAAAGAACGAGUUUGUUCACUAUUCUUCAGUCGAUUUAACUUGAAUGGAUCGAGCUUUCAUCUUUUUGAUCUGUAUUACUCCAUUUAUUCUUGAUAGAAGUCUUGCUGCUGUUUUUGAUGUAACAAGUUAUGGCGCUGUUGGAGAUGGAAAGCACGACGACACUCAAGCAUUCAAACAAGCUUGGACAGCUGCGUGUAGGGGUGAAAGUAGAAAUCCGUCAAUGGUUAUACCAAGUGGAAAGUCAUUUUUAAUACGACCUAUUACAUUCCAAGGACCUUGCAAAUCCUCCAAUAUUCAUCUACAAGUAUCAGGAUCAAUUGUAGCACCAGAGGAUCCAAAGGAAUGGAAAGGUUGUGAAAAUGUUAGUUGGAUAUAUUUUACAGGUGUUUUUGGUCUCUUCAUCAAUGGUUCUGGUACUAUUAAUGGCAAUGGUCAACGCUGGUGGAAUACUCCUAGUGGUAUCAGGGUGAACGGAACUUGCACUAAACCAACAGCUGUCCACUUUAAUUAUUGUAACGGCCUUCAAUUGAGUGGAAUUAAGCUAGUGAAUAGUUCGAGAAAUCAUAUAAGCCUGACUUACAGCAAAGGAGUAACCAUCUCAAAUAUUCAUAUUAGUGCACCAAAAUAUAGUCGCAAUACUGAUGGUAUUGAUAUCUCUAACUCUAGCCAACUUCACAUUCAAGACUCCACUAUUCAGACAGGUGAUGACUGCAUUGCCAUCAAUACUGGGUGCGUUGAUGUUCAUAUUUCUGGUAUUUCAUGUGGACCAGGGCAUGGUAUAAGUGUGGGAAGCUUAGGUCCAGAUAACACAUAUGCGUACGUGGAAAACGUCUAUGCAACAAAUUGUAACCUUGAGGGAACCCAGAAUGGUGUUAGAAUUAAGACAUGGCAGGGUGGUUCUGGAUAUGCUAGGUCUAUACAUUUUGAAGAUAUUCACCUCAAAAACGUAGAAAACCCCAUCAUUAUUGAUCAGUUUUAUUGCAAUGGAGGUCAUUCAUGUCAACCUCAGGUAAGUGCAGUGAAAGUGAGUGAUAUAACAUACAAGAAUAUACAUGGAAGUACAAGCAGCAAAGCAGCAAUAAAUUUGAACUGUAGCAAUAGCACAGCUUGCACCAACAUUGAGAUGGAGAAUAUCAACAUAAUUCCAGUUGUCCCUGGACAAAAGAUUUUUGCUAUUUGCAAUAAUGCCAAAGGAAAAGCCUCUUCAACUUCACCUCCUGUACCUUGUUUGGAUAAAUAUUAAAGCAUAUUUUCCAUUUAUUUAGUUCCAUGCCAUUUGCAGUGUGGUAAUUAGGUUUGACAAAAACUACCGACACAAAGCUAAUAUAUUUAAAUUUAUAUAACGAAUGUUGUUAGAUGCAGUAUGUAAAACAUGUGUUUGUAUGUUUUCCAAUUAAAAAUGAUAGA